Molecule: messenger RNA, 894 nt
Organism: Pneumocystis jirovecii RU7
Lineage: Eukaryota; Fungi; Ascomycota; Pneumocystomycetes; Pneumocystales; Pneumocystaceae
Exons: 4
Coding region: 1-894 (297 amino acids)
Cellular component (GO): SAM complex
Source: RefSeq, a predicted model, not a curated record
AUGAUACACGCGCCUCCAAUCGUUGCCCGUCUUUUCGAAAAGUUUCCCUGCAUACAAUACCCAUCUCUCCAAGUAAAUUCCCCUAUUGACACUUCUCGUCACCACUUAUUUGUUGCAUACGAGCCACAUACACCCCAUGGUGCUCCUUCAUACGAUCUCGAGUCUCUGCGCUGGCAAACCUUUCUACUGCUUACUGGUAUUCCACAUAUUGUUCUUUCUGCAUCACCGCAUGCUUCUCCUUCUGGCACACUGCCUUUUUUCGUUGCAGCUAGCAAUACUCAGAAUACUCAGUCUAUAUUACAAGCAAAUAUACAUGAGACAGAAAAAAACAGCGCAUAUAACCCGAUAUAUAACGCAUAUAAUCCGUCAAAUGAGGCACUGAAUGGUGCAUCUGUGCCGUCUGCUGCGCCUGCAGACACUGGCAGCGCAUCCUGCACUGCUGGAGCUGCAAACAGCCCGCAUUCUGCAGUAUAUGCGCUCCCGUCUGCCGAAGGACGUCUAUGGCUUGCACGUCAUGGUGCAGAGUUACAUCCAUUUGCAGGAAAUACAGCAUUGGCUGCAGAUGCAGACAGUUACUUAUCACUUAUUGAAAAUGUGCUUUAUGACGCAUGGUUAUAUACAUGUUUUAUGGAGCGAGAAAACUUUGAAAAAGUGGGGGGUCCGCGGUAUGUUACAGGAGCAUGGCCAUUGCGUGGAAUCCUCAAGUGGCAGCUUAGCAGACAAAUUAAAAAGCGUCUCUCGGGCAGACAAAAAACAGGCCUUUUAAAUACACGAGAAAUUUAUGCAGAUGCGUCUCAUGCGCUUUCGGCACUUGCAAUGCGUCUUGGUCAAGAUACAUGGUUUUUUGGUGCAGAUCCUUUACCUGGGUCUAAAUGUCUCUAUAAUGCAAAAUAA